CACGCGCCUGAUCACUCGCAGCAUCUCUUCAAAGGACAUGACUGGACUAAACACUCAGAAAAUGCAUGCUAACGUCGUGGUACUCGGCACAGAUCAUGUUGGAAAAUCUGCACUCAUUGUCCGAUUCCUGACUCGUAGAUUCAUCGGUGAAUAUGGGGAUAUUGAGUCCCUUUACAGUCACAGUGUUGUUGUGGAUAGACGAGAGCAAACUCUGAAUAUAUGGGAUGCACCAUAUUCACAGUCACAGCAGGACAUGUCUUAUGAAUCGUUGAUGUGUGAGAAAAUAGUCCAGUGGGCAGAUGGUUUUGUGCUGGUCUACAGCAUCUGUGACCGAGCCAGUUUCAACGCAGUCACCAGACUUAUUCAAACCAUCAAAACCUCCAAGGACUUUCUGGGCUUUGAGAAGAUGCCCAUAGUUAUCGUGGGAAACAAGAGGGAUCUGGAUCAUCGCCGUACAGUCCUUAGUGAGGAGGGCAGGCUACUUGCACUCUCUGCAGACUGUCAAUUCUAUGAGGUCUCAGCUGCUGAGAAUUACCACAGUGUUCUGAUGGUUUUCCAUGGGCUGGUGAAUCGCAUCAGGGAGUCCAGGGUGUCUGUGAAAAAAUUAGCAGGCAUCAAGGGCAUUGUGAAGAGCAUGUCUGCAGUGUUCGCCCGCAGGCGAACGGAUUCGCUGUGAAGCUGGUGGGAGCUCUGGAAAUAAAGCUUUAAGUGGUCUGAUAUGACCCAUUUUAGAGGGACAUGUCAUGCUUGGCCAAUUGCUGAGGCUUGCACAAGAGCCCCUGAUAUCUCCUAUGACUACACCUGGAGUGGAGUGGGGCACUAACAGAAGAGAUUGACCUAGUGGGUCUGCUAAGGUGGUGGCCUCUUUCUAAGAAAAUGCAUGGUCAAUGAAGUAAUAUAAUUGUGGCAAAACACUGACCAGCAGAUUUUAUCUAUCAAAAGUGGAGUGAAUAUUUCAUUGUAAAGUGGGAAAUAUGUUGUUUAAAAUCCUUUGCCUGCUUUAAGCACAAUAGGCAGCAAUGCUUCUGCAUAUAAACUUUAGUGGUGUUGGCAACUGGCUGGUAAACACUGGUGAUAACUGCAGUGGGAAUUUUUCAUGAGUCAGUGCUACUCUUCUGACCUGCUGUGGCCUAAAAAUACAAGCAGAUGCAAGGCAACAUUGUCUUCUGCUACAUUUAUAAAAUACAGCAAGUCUGCCACACUAGAGAUAUCAUCAUACAAAGAGCUGUCGUUCAAGGCCAUCUUGCAGUUAAAUAACAAUGAACUAUUUGAAGAUGUGCGUUCACCCCUACACACUCUCUUAUCCAAAGAAAAAAACAAAGUAUGCAUUUUUCCUGACUUCCUUUUUGAGGCUGUGUCAGUGCUUUAUGAAGAAUACUCACAUGUAUUGAUUUCUAGACCACACAUUGUCAAUACAAAGCCAAUAACCACAAUGAAGGUUUUACCAUGAGUGUCAUUUUACAGAAAAAUGUUACCAUCAUCAGUCAAUGAAUAUGCUGUAUUUGUAAAAGAUUAAAUAAUUGGGAGUACAUUGUUACUAUCAAAAUUGGUGGUCAACCAAUUUCUCAAGUUAACUUGAGAAAGAUAAUCUUUAUGAAAAAAAAUCAAAAUUGUAUACAGUACAGUAUAUUUAUAGAUCACAUGCAUAUAUCACAAGUACGCAUGGCUUUUUAUUGAUAAAACUGUUUUAUUCAUGUAUAUAAUGACUAAGGAGGCAUAGCCUCUGAUAAUAUUGUUUAUUCUUAUUAAAAUAUGCAAAAAUCAAAGCUUGAAACACGUAGCACUUGUGCUAACUAGGCUUAAAGUAUGCUGAAUAUAAAAGUGGUAUGAAAAUAACCGAAUAACUACUGCUUCAAUGGUUAGUUUGUCAUUUUAUGAAGAGAAAUUUUUAAAAAUGAAUUAUUCGAAUUGUGCCCAUUGUUAAUAUCUUAAAGGAAUAGUUCACCUAAAAGUGAAAAUUCUCUCAUCAUUUACUCACCCUCAUGCCAUCCCAGAUGUGUUUGACUUACUUUCUUCUGCAGAACACAAACAAAGAUUUUUAGAAGAAUAUCUCAGCCCUGGAGGUCCACACAAUGCAAGUGAAUGGUUAGCAAACUUUGAAGCACCAAAAAGCACAUAAAGGCAGCAGAAAAGUAAUCCAUAAGUGACUCCAGUGUUUUAAUCCAUGUCUUCUGAAGCGAUCAAAUCAGUUUUGGGUGAGAACAGACCAAAAUAUAACUCCGUUUUCACUAUAAAUCAUGACAUCAGCAGUCUCCUUGGCGAUCAUGCUUUCAAGCUCGAUUACACUAAAUCAUGAUUGUGCCUAGAGGCAAUAUGUACAGUGAAAAAGGAGUAACAUUUUGGUCUUUUCUCGCCCAAAAUCAAUUAGAUUUCUUAAGAAGACAUGGAUUAAACCAUUGGAGUCAUAUGGACUACUUUUUAUACUGAUUUUUUUGGAGCUUCAAAUUUCUGGUCACAAUUCACUUGCAUUGUAUGGACCUACAGCACUGAGAUAUUCUUCUAAAAAAUCUUCAUUUUUGC
Molecule: messenger RNA, 2520 nt
Organism: Myxocyprinus asiaticus (Chinese sucker)
Lineage: Eukaryota; Metazoa; Chordata; Actinopteri; Cypriniformes; Catostomidae
Product: Ras-related and estrogen-regulated growth inhibitor-like protein
Exons: 4
Coding region: 38-676 (212 amino acids)
Molecular function (GO): GTPase activity; GTP binding
Source: RefSeq, a predicted model, not a curated record